AAAAGGCAAAAAGACAAACAAAAAACGAAAAAAGAAAACCAACAAAAACAAAAAAAAAAGACAAACGACAAACGCAAAAACGCAAAAAGACAAAAGACAAAAGACAAACGACAAACGCAAAAAGACAAACGACAAAAGCAAAAAGACAAACGACAAACGCAAAAAGACAACGACGAACGCAAAAAACCGACGAACGCAAAAACGAACCGCACGACGAACCCGAAAAAGACGAACGAACGCAAAAAGACGACGACGCAAAAAGACGACGAACGCAAAAAAAACGACGAACGCAAAAAAGACGACGAACGCAAAAAGACGACGAACGCAAAAAGACGAACGCAAAAAGACGACGAACGCAAAAAGACGACGAACAGCUAG
Leucoraja erinaceus (little skate) is the source of this 378-nucleotide messenger RNA. Its product is annotated as splicing regulatory glutamine/lysine-rich protein 1-like. The annotation marks the transcript as partial. The record is from RefSeq and is a predicted model, not a curated record. Lineage: Eukaryota; Metazoa; Chordata; Chondrichthyes; Rajiformes; Rajidae. The transcript has 5 exons.